AUGUCCUCUUCUGCUGCCGCGGCGGCCCUCUUGGCCGACAAGCUGCAAAGCGCAGCGGCGCCUGCUGGCCACCAGAUCAUCCGCGAAGGUAACGGCGUGAUGGUCUUCCCCGAGCAGAAUCAGGUGUUCUACAACCCCGUUCAGGUCCUGAACCGCGACUUGAGCAUUGCAGUGAUCUCAGAGUUCGUCCGCUGUCGAGCACAAGAGCAACGGAACAAAGACGAGCGCAAGUCGUUGAUGGCCGCCGACCCAACGGCGACGUUUGAGCCCAAGGUGUACUCGGACGAAGAGAUUGAGACGUACUUGGCGGACACGGCCGAGACAAGAGGCAUUCGCAUCUUUGAGGCGCUGUCGGCUUCGGGCUUGCGGUCGAUUCGCUACUUUCAGCAGAUCCCGGGCGUGAAGUCGAUCCUCGUGAACGAUAUGGACCCCGCUGCUGUGAAGGUCAUCGAGCGCAACGUCACGCUAAAUGAACUGCCUUUGGAUCGAGUGAUGCCAAAUGAAGCAGAUGCUACAGACGUCAUGUACAACCACAGGAAGCCGGCCGACCAAUUUGACGUUAUUGAUUUGGAUCCGUACGGGUCUGCGUCCAUCUUCUUGGACGCCGCUGUCCAGAGCGUCUCGAAUGGAGGGCUGCUAUGUGUCACGUGCACGGACAUGCCAGUGCUUUCAGGCAAGCAGCCUGAGGUGUGUUUCUCGCGCUAUGGAGCACUGCCGAACAAAUCGCAGUACCUGCACGAGAUGGCGCUUCGCAUGGUGCUCCAGACGAUCGAGUCGUCAGCAAAUCGUUACGCGCGGCACAUUGUGCCGAUCGCGUCGUGCAGUAUCGACUUUUAUGUGCGCAUCUUCGUUCGCGUGUACAAGUCGCCGGUGAAUGUGAAAAAAGCAAUGACGAAGCUGUCGCACGUCUUUCAAUGUGUUCAGUGCGAGAGCUUCCACCUGCAGCCGCUUGGGGUGUCGAGUGGCAACAGCUACCACGCCUCGCGUGGCCCGAUCGUGGGAAAGCAGUGUGAUCAAUGCGACGGCAAGUUCAAGGUGGCAGGACCGAUUUGGUCGGCGCCGCUUCAUAGUCGCGAUAUCGUGCUGAAGAUCCGGGACCGCGUGGAGAAGAGCACAUCAGAAUUCCCGACAAAGUCUCGCUUGCACGGCCUGCUGACGACGCUGUCUGAGGAGCUCGUCGACGCCCCGCUCCACUAUACUCUCCCGGGUCUGAGCAAGGUUUUGCACUGCUCUAACCCUCGAAUGUCACAGAUCCAGGGUGCCAUUCGCCACGCUGGCUACAAAUCCUCGCAGUUCCACAAAGUUCCCGAGGCCAUCAAGACCAACGCGCCGAACGACGUCAUAUGGGACAUUAUGCGCUGCUGGGUCAAGAAACAUCCAGUGAACAAGAAGCGAGACGGCCAGGAUACUUCGGGCAGCCGGAUCCUAGCUAAGGAGCCCAAGCUCGAAGCUAAUUUCUCGUCCAAGCGCCUGGGGCCAAGCGAAAAGCCUAAGGCACUGCGUUUUCCAUUGAAUCCGGAGCCGAACUGGGGACCAAAGGCACGUGCUGUAGGCUACAAGGCGAACAGUGCAGUUGUUGCUGCGACUAACGGAGUCCAGGUACAGAUCUCGGAUGCGAAGAAGGUCAAAACGGAAUAG
This is a messenger RNA of Hyaloperonospora brassicae, 1638 nucleotides long. The record is from the annotation of a GenBank genome assembly. NCBI's taxonomy places the organism in Eukaryota, Oomycota, Peronosporomycetes, Peronosporales, Peronosporaceae.